AUCUUCCGUAAACAUGGCGCCGACCAAGAAGCGCAACGUGAGCUCCGAGUCAAAUUUAAAAAAGGCUAAAAUUGACGUAAACUGUAUUGCUGAACGUAUACUUGAAAGCCGAAAGCACGCCAAUGACGUUUUUGAUCUUUUUGAGUUUCUUCAGUCAGAGAAGGACAAGGAUGUUCUUAGUGCUGUCGACGCCUGUGGAAAGCUGUUUAGCACAUUGUUUGAGAGGAAAGAUUUAUACAUUGGGGAACUUCCCGGAGAAGAGGAGGCAUUAAAUGGAGACUUCAGUGCCGAGGAGAAGUACCAGAUUUUUAUGCAACAUCGUUACAACAGUUGUCUAGAGAUGCUGCUAGAGCAUCUCAACCAUGAACUCCAUGAAGUGAAGGAAAGUGCCCUGUGCUGCCUGAUGAAGUUUGCAGCAGCAGAAGGAGAGCAUCCUCUGGAAGAUUCACAACAUUACAGCUUCCCAAGGAAACUGAUCCGGGCAGUGGUAGACAACCUUCUUCCUACGAAGACCGACAACUCCCUGCUGAUUUCCAGGUUCCAGGAGUUUCUUGAGAUGGAGGAUUUGCGUUACUUUGUAAUGAGCGCCAUCUGUGGGAACGUGCACAAAGUCAUGGAGAUAAACAAAGGGGCUGUGCUGCCUGUGUAUCAGAACAAUGUGUUCACCCUUAUGUCCAACAUUAACAUUCCAAGCCAGGAGUCUGAAAUGACCAACUUCAUGGUGAAGCAGAAAUUCAACCAUGAAAACUGGAAAGCUACUAAACUCAUGGACCACAAGCGUGCAUUUGAGAGAAUGUGGCUUGGCUUUCUCAAGUACAAGUUGCCAAACAGCAUGUAUAAAAAGGUGUUGGUGAUCCUUCACGACUCCAUUUUGCCGCACAUGAACAUCCCCGCUCUAAUGAUCGACUUUUUGACUGCUGCCUAUGAUGUUGGUGGGGCAAUCAGUCUGCUGGCUCUCGAUGGUCUUUUUGUGCUCAUUCAUAAACACAACCUGGACUAUCCUGAUUUCUACAAAAAGUUGUAUAACCUUCUCGAGCCGUCUGUUUUCCAUGUAAAGUACAGAGCACGCUUUUUUCAUCUAGCCAACCUCUUCCUUAGCUCCAGUCACCUGCCAGUUUACCUGGUUGCUGCGUUCGCCAAACGCCUGGCCCGUCUGGCUCUCAUAGCUCCACCUACAGCUCUUCUCAUAGUCCUGCCGUUCAUCUACAACCUGAUCCGCCGCCACCCGUCCUGCAGAGUUCUCAUCCACAAACCCAGCACAGAAGAUGAGCCUCUCGAGGAUCCGUACGUAAUGGAUGAAGAGGAUCCCGCUCAGUGUCGCGCCUUAGAGAGCAGCUUGUGGGAAAUUAAGACGCUGCAGAAGCAUUACCAUCCAGAUGUGGUCAAAACUGCAACAAUGAUCAACACAUCUCUGUCGGCGUUAGAAGAUGACAUCAGCAAUGUCCUAGAGUUAACAACAUAUGAGCUGAUGGAUCGAGACCUGAAACGAUCUCAGAAGAAGAAAGUCCCCCUGGAGUUUGAAACGGCCACAGAGUUACUGAAAGGAGGCGGAGAUGUGUUAAAGCAACACUUUUGUUUGCUUUAAAAAUAAAACAAAACAAAAUGCAUUCACUGUUUACCACUGAACAGAUCUAUCUGAGAUGAAAUUAUAGACUGAUAGAUGUGGGUGUGUGUGGGAUCAGCACAUCAACAAGAGUAAAAACAUUUAAAAAUUAUUUUAACACUUUUUUCAUACCUGUCCAUGUUUUGAC
Nematolebias whitei (Rio pearlfish) is the source of this 1751-nucleotide messenger RNA. It is a transcript of the gene noc4l, whose product is annotated as nucleolar complex associated 4 homolog. The transcript is spliced from 15 exons. Gene Ontology annotation, biological process: ribosome biogenesis. Bases 14 to 1585 code for a protein of 523 amino acids. The record is from RefSeq and is a predicted model, not a curated record. Gene Ontology annotation, cellular component: Noc4p-Nop14p complex; small-subunit processome; nucleolus. Lineage: Eukaryota; Metazoa; Chordata; Actinopteri; Cyprinodontiformes; Rivulidae.